AGGAAAAAUAGAGGAGAGAGAAGAAGAGCAAAGUUGCAGUCUUUGUGGAUAGAGAAAUGAAUACGUAUGUCAACCGUAUUUAACUGACCGUUCCUGCGCUGUGCACGUUAGCAAUUCCGACGACGUCACCGGGAAACUCUGAAUCGGUUGGGACGUCAUGGCCGAGUUGACUCAGGCAGAUGUGUACUCGCCUCGGUCGAUGCAAGUGUGGAGAACACUCCUCAACUGGCUCGCUUUCUUCUUCCAGAUCUUCACCCAGAUCAUCAGAGUGGUGGGUCACCAUCCGCUCCUCUCUUCCGCCUCGUCUUCUUCAUCUUCCUCGACGCACCGUUUCAGGCCCUUGCCUGUCGUCGACUCUCCGGAGAUCGAGUCUCCUUCGGCGAUUGAGAUCGCCGCCGUUUGUGACUCCGCCACUGUUGCCGAGGAACGAAUCGAGAAACUCACGGUAGUUCUUGACUUGGAUGAAACUCUAGUAUGUGCAUAUGAGACCUCUAGUCUGCCUCCAGCUCUUCGUAAUCAAGCAAUGGAAGCUGGAUUGAAUUGGUUUGAACUUGAAUGUGUCUCUUCAGACAAGGAAUUUGAAGGGAAACCUAAGAUCAAUUAUGUUACUGUCUUUGAACGUCCUGGCUUACAAGAAUUCUUGAAGCAACUCAGUGAAUUUGCUGAUCUUGUACUUUUUACUGCUGGGCUUGAAGGCUAUGCUAGCCCCCUUGUUGAUAGAAUAGAUAUGGAAAAUCGAUUUAGUCUUAGACUUUAUCGACCUUCAACAAUCAGUACGGAGUAUAGGGAACAUGUGAAGGAUCUGUCAUGCAUAUCAAAGGAUUUAUGCCGAACUGUUAUUGUAGACAACAACCCUUUUAGUUUCUUGUUGCAACCUGUAAAUGGAAUUCCGUGCAUUCCAUUUUCUGCAGGGCAGCCACAUGAUACUCAGCUUCUGGAUGUCCUCCUUCCACUCCUCCAGCACCUCUCUCAGCAGAAAGAUGUAAGGUCUGUUCUGUAUGAAAGGUUCCACAUGCCUGAAUGGUUUCAAAAACAGGGUAUCCCUGCUUCUGGUUGGACAGUGUAGGACAAGAUUUAGGCGCAGUCUGCAAUUCUCCCGUUCUGUGUACAAUUACAGUCAGCACCAGCUUUGUUGCUGAGAUGCAGCAUUCUUGACCUUUUGUAUAGCAUUUGCAUUAUGAAGUCGCCAAUGAAAGCUCGCAAAGAUUUACAAAAGGAUUUAUCUGCUCUAACACCUGUUCCAACAUCCAAUAGGCCAAAACAUUAUAUGUAUUAGGUCCAUAAAGAUUCUUGAUUUUUAAUAUAAUUUUGUUCAUAAACGUGCAAUCCUGUUUGUCGUUAAUGUUAUCCUCCCAGAUCUACUUUAUCUCUUCUCAAUGGAUGCUGAAUAGUUGGUCCUGUUUGGCACUUGAAUAGUCAAUGCUCACUGCUUAGCAAUUAACAUAUCCUUUACUC
Messenger RNA from Rubroshorea leprosula, 1455 nucleotides. Lineage: Eukaryota; Viridiplantae; Streptophyta; Magnoliopsida; Malvales; Dipterocarpaceae. The record is from the annotation of a GenBank genome assembly.